UCUGGGCAUUCAGUGCAGUGCAAUUAAGAACCCGGAUUGUCAACUGCGGCGCAUCUUGGAGCUCACGAUGUCUUUUAGCCUUCGUUAAUACUGUAUUUGGUUCAUGGAGUGUAUCUGGCCUGGUCUAUACGGAAAACUCGGUAUAUCGCAUGUCAGCUGUGAGAUCCUUCAGUUUUACAGAUCAAUCAUUAAAGACGCAGAAGAGAUGAAAAGAAAGGAUGCCGAACCACAUCGCAAGGACUUCUUGCAAAUAUUGAUGAAUCUCCGAGAUUCCGAACAACAAAGCGAGAGAAAAACGGAAAAAACGAUGUCAGAAGACCCAGCUACAGCAACUCAAGGUCCAGUCCUGACGGAGAAUAUCAUGGUGGGCAUCAUCAGCUCUUUUCUUUCUGUAGGCUAUGAGACAAUGGCGUCUGUUUUGGCUAUCUGUCUCUACGAAGUAGCCCUCCACCAGGAAGUUCAACAACGGCUCUUCCAGGAGAUUUCCCAAGUCCGUAAAGAAGCUGGUGGCGAGAUCACCUUCGAGGACACUAAGAAACUCCAGUUUAUGGAACAAGUUAUGAGUGAGACACUAAGGAAGUACCCGGUUGCAACGACUAUCGGUAGGUGCUGCACGGAGCCGUUUCAGAUGCCGGAUUCUCCCGUGGUCGUCGAGAAGGGUAUUCUAUGCUUCUUUCCGACCCUGAGUCUCCAUCACGACCCCAAGUAUUUUCCUGAGCCAGAGAAAUUCGACCCGGACCGCUUCGCGCCCGAAAAUCUGGACAAGAUCGUCCCCGGCUCCUACCUCCCCUUCGGCGAUGGGCCCAGGUCUUGCAUCGCAUCCCGAAUGGUCUUAAUGGUCUUCAAAACUGUGUUAAUAACCAUGAUCUCUAAUUAUACGAUUCAUUCGUCUCCAAAAACCCCAAAGAAAUUGGAAUUUGACGGUGCGCGCUUCCUGCUUACACCAAAAGGGAACUUAUGGUUGCGCAUCCGGAAAAGAAAAUGAACUCUCAUCAUGAGUAUGUAUAUUCCACAAGUGGUUAUGUAUGUGUAAGUCGCUAUUACGGCGCUCUAGGGCGCUCUGCGACGCCUACCCGCCACAGGAAUCUGUCAUGGUUGAGAUCCUCCAUAAAUGGUUCAUAAAUUCCAUAAGUGGUUUUACUAGGAAUAAAAGACCCUCCUAAAUUAAGGAAUAUUACUUCAAUUUUAUUGGUGGAGAAUCUAUGGUUCAGUUUCUUUGACCGAAUGACCAAAAUAAUUGUUGAAAAUUUUAAAGUCUAUGCAUGCGUUUAAUAUGUAAAAAGCUGUAAAUCAUCUUACUAAUGAUUAGAAUCCUAUAGAUUAAUCAAUCUGGAUUUUC
This is a messenger RNA of Bemisia tabaci, 1339 nucleotides long. The record is from RefSeq and is a predicted model, not a curated record. Lineage: Eukaryota; Metazoa; Arthropoda; Insecta; Hemiptera; Aleyrodidae.